GUGCAAAAGUAGCCUAUAUUUAUAAUGAACUUUAACAAAGAUUUAGAAUUGUUGGCAAGUUCUGUUUUUCUAUUUCUAUGGCGAUGCAAAUUCUAUGAUUGCAAAUGACAUGCACUCAAAUGGGAAUCACUAAGAUUUAAAAAGAAAAACAAAUGCAUAAUGUAUUUGUCCGAUUCGAGUAGUUAGGGCGAAGAACUUUCCAAUUUACUGUUAACGCUCGAAAAAAUAUUUAAUGAAUUUCAUGGGUCAGUAAAUAAACGUCUAAUAAGGAUGGUCUAAAAGGUUUAGUGUUUACAGACCAUCAUGAGUUCCAAUAAUAAUAAUAAUUAUAAUAAAAUGUUUAGUUGUGGUUUAAAUAUUACUUGACUAAUGCAUUAGCCAAACACAUCCUGGGAUGCCCCGAAGAAGGCUGUUUCGCUGCCAAACAGUGGCGUUUGCUGCAACGUCGUUGUGAUGUAGAGACCCAUCCGACCAAUAGACGGAGCAGCAUCCGAUUCUACGAGAUCCCCAGCUGACGCGAUGCGCUGGACCACUAUCUGUAUUUUGAUUUGCUCCCUAAUUGACCCACAUAAAGCCCUCUGUGACAGGGGUUCCACCGACCCUGAGGCACGAUCAAAAGCGAUGUCGAACUGGAGCCGGUAAUACCCUUUCACGAGUAAUCCCAUUUGCUAUUGUGAUCGUCCAAUAGCAGAAUGCCCUCCGCUUGUUAAGCAUUUGACUUGACUUGGAUUUUUCUUUAGCCUACUACAGCGCCCGCUUCUCUGUGUACUGGCGCCGUGGACGCACGAAGGAUUUCAUCUAAGCGAUGGUUGAGCGGGGAUAUCCGGAGAGAAAGGAUUCGUUGCUCUUUGCUUAGAAGUAUUCGCGAAUCACCCGCCGAUUGCUGUAACUGGUAUUUUUGUACGAGAAAUGCAUGACAGAAGCCAACAACAGCAUACUUCCACCACAUCCAGGGGCUCGUCAUUUUUUAUCGAGAAUUUACUUGGCUCUUGUAGGACAGAAAAGUCUGUCCGUCUUAUAAAGGAUAACGAUGGCAUGGACAGAGAGAUUGUUGUUAAGGGCAGCACUAAGGCGUAUCGGAAAGAAAUAUGCAGUCAAGUAUCCAGUACAGGCUUCAAGACAGAGAUGUGUCGGAGCACACAAUCACCUCUGGAGUGGUAUGGACGGGAACCCCUUGAGAGUCCAAGAGAGGAAACCCGCAAUUCCAGUGAACAUUGCCGCAGCGACAGGGACACCCCCGUGGCCUCUGAGCUUCUUGAUGGAGCAGUAGACCGAAAAACGAGCGAGUGUGUGGUUGACGAGGGUGAGGACGCUCGACAGCUCUUCGAUGAACGUUCAGGUCCCGACACUUCCGAGCCAGGAUCGGCCCGGAAGAAAAAGACCCGAACUGUGUUCAGCAGAAGCCAAGUCUUCCAGCUAGAAUCCACGUUCGACAUGAAGAGAUACCUCAGUAGUUCUGAGCGCGCGGGUCUUGCGGCCUCCCUGCACCUGACAGAGACACAGGUGAAGAUCUGGUUCCAGAAUCGCCGAAACAAAUGGAAAAGACAAUUGGCCGCGGAUUUAGAGGCUGUUAAUUUCAACCACAACUCCCAACGGAUUGUACGGGUGCCCAUCUUGUACCACGAUAAAACGACACCCAUGUCGACACUCAGUUUUAACGUGUCUCCGGUCUCGCCACCAAUCAUGGGCUUCUCAAAUUCAGUGAACUAUCCGUUAUCGUCCUUUGCUCAUUCAAUGAAUUUAAUAACAUCGCAGAUGACAGGCCUGGUCUGAACUUUGGAGACUGAAAUACAGUAUAUUGACAAUAGUGGCCCAAUGACAAUUAUCAUUAAUGAUUUUGAAUGGUGCAAUAACUGAUCAUGCAACUGCAGUAUAAUGUCUGCUCCAUCCAAAGAAAGGAAAACACCCAUCACAAGAUCACGAGAGAGACAAGUUUGUGUUAAUUGCCACUGUUAUGUCUAUAUAGUAUUCUGUGCAUGGAGGCCCUCACCUGUAUGCAAAUAAGGGCAACACUUGCUUUGUGCAAAUAUAUUUUUAUUCAGAACCACCGAUUUAUAAGUUGUCACUUUUUUCACAUUAUAAAAUUAAAUAAACGAAUCACGUUAAAGCAAUAUGAUUUUUCUGUAAAUGGGUUUCAAGACUUUAGAUGAAUGUGUUUAGAGGACGUCACGGGACAGCUUGAAAACCAAUCAUCAUGAAUAAGAUACUUCCAAGGGUGUCCAGAUGAUCUGGAUAUUCUGGGUAUUUUCUAAAUUAGUAAAUCAAAUUUAACCAAUUUUCACAGCACAAUGCAGUAAUCAUGAUUCACAAAGAAAAAGAUGUGGUUUAAAUAGGCCCUUUUAUACCUACGCAUCCUUCGAACACAACAGAAAAUGCAAUGCUAAAUCAAAACAGUCAGUUGAAUGCAAUAUGUACAGUUUACAUAAUCAAAUUUAAACGAAUGAUGCGUAAUUAUGUCAAAUGUAUGUACAUAUUACAUGGGUUCACAAAUAAAUCUCAUGCUUCUCAUCUAAAGUAGGCCCGCGACUGGGCAUAUUCACUUUGACAACAGAAUAAUGAUCUAAAAAUAUUAUUUAAAUAAUGUUGUUUGGGACAACAUUAUUUUAUUAUAUUCAGACAUACAAAAUCAUAUCAUUAUAGUUUAUAAUGUUUACAGAAGUAUUUCAGGGACUAUUUUGAUCGUCUUCCCGAUUAAGAAGGUGAAAAAGACUAUGAAAUCUUAAUUGUGGUGACUGACUAAGGGUUCAAUAAAAAAUAUUUAUUAUAA
This is a messenger RNA of Megalobrama amblycephala (Wuchang bream), 2767 nucleotides long. It is a transcript of the gene hmx1, whose product is annotated as H6 family homeobox 1. Gene Ontology annotation, molecular function: RNA polymerase II transcription regulatory region sequence-specific DNA binding; DNA-binding transcription factor activity, RNA polymerase II-specific. The transcript is spliced from 2 exons. Bases 910 to 1773 code for a protein of 287 amino acids. Gene Ontology annotation, biological process: regulation of transcription by RNA polymerase II; negative regulation of DNA-templated transcription. The record is from RefSeq and is a predicted model, not a curated record. Lineage: Eukaryota; Metazoa; Chordata; Actinopteri; Cypriniformes; Xenocyprididae. Gene Ontology annotation, cellular component: nucleus.